This is a messenger RNA of Sander lucioperca (pikeperch), 2685 nucleotides long. Its product is annotated as CREB-regulated transcription coactivator 2-like. The coding region runs from base 35 to 2272 and encodes 745 amino acids. The record is from RefSeq and is a predicted model, not a curated record. Gene Ontology annotation, biological process: positive regulation of transcription by RNA polymerase II. Gene Ontology annotation, cellular component: cytoplasm; nucleus. The transcript has 12 exons. Gene Ontology annotation, molecular function: cAMP response element binding protein binding. Lineage: Eukaryota; Metazoa; Chordata; Actinopteri; Perciformes; Percidae.
GGUGGAGGAAAAUAACUUUUUGUUCUUGUCGAUCAUGAAAAGGAAUUGGUCCGGAAACUUCCCCGGGGAUAAAAGCCAGUUGUUUCGUCUCCCCACCACUGCACUCAACAGGACGAACUCCGACUCGGCCCUCCACACCAGCGUGAUGAACCCUCCCACGGGAGACCCCUUCACCACGGGAGGACCCACCCUCACCCCCCAGAGCACCAGACGCAGCGGUCAGAGUGAUGGAGAGGGCAGAAGAAUGUUUCCGUACCCUGUUCCCCCCAUCGAAGAGAACGUGUUGGACGAGGGGAAGCUGCUCAAACCCUGGGACACCAAGAAGUUGCCUCUGUUGUUGUCCCGACCCAAGUCCUGUGAAGUCCCUGGCAUCAAUAUCUUUACGUCUCCGGAGCAGCCGUCCACGCCUUCUCACGGCAUCCCGUCGGCGCUCAACACCGGCGGCUCGCUGCCCGACCUGUCCAGCCUCCACUUCCCCUCCCCGCUGCCCACGCCGCUGGACCAGGACGAGCCGGGCUACCCAGGAUCCUCCUCUCUGAGCGGGGGGAGCAGCACGGGGAACUUGGCCUCCACGCUCACUCAGCUGGGCAUCAACGCUGCCAACGCGCAGGGAGGCAACGGCAGCUUCCACCACCACACGCCAGGUCUCCUGGCGUCCCUACAGAGCACGCUCAGUAACCCCUCCCUGCAGUCGUCGCUAAGCAACCCCAACAUCCAGUCCUCGCUCAGCAGCCACUCCUUCUCCAACUCUUUGAGCUCUGCCUCGCUGCACUCGUCGCUCAGCAACCCCUCGCUGUCCCUCAGCCCCUCCCCCUCCCUGCCGUCCUCCCUGAGCAGCCAAUCGCUGCAUUCCUCCCUCAGUAGCUCCUCCCUCCAGUCGGUGUCCAGCGGUAACCCCGGCUACAGCAGCGGCGGCGCAGCCGGCUCCGGCUCCUGCCCGUCCUCCUACUCGUCGCUGCUCGGCGGGCAGGGCCAGCCGUCGCUCAGCACGUCGCCGAGGAGACGGGCGCAGCUCUCCCCGCUCAUCCUGCCCAUGGGAGGGGAGACGCGGAGGCAUCACUCCAAACAGUUCUCCCCCACCAUCUCCCCCACCCUGUCCUCCAUCACACAGGGCGUCCCUCUGGACACCAGCAAACUGCCUCUGGACCAGAGGCUUCCUCCGUACCCACUCAGCCAGUCGCACCAGCACCAGCCAGGCUCCCACCAGCCUCUCCCCGGCCUGCAGGGCUCCCAGCCCGGACAGCAACCCUCUCACAUGAGCCAGCACCACCACCAGCAGCUGCACCGCCUCCAGCAGCAGCAGCAGACGCAGCAGCAGCAGCAGCAGCAGAUGCAGCAGACGCAGCAGACGCAACAGCAGAUGCAGCAGACGCAGCAACAGCAGCAGAUGCAGCAGACGCAACAGCAGCAGAUGCAGCAGAUGCAGCAGACGCAGCAGCAGAUGCAGCAGACGCAGCAGAUGCAGCAGCAGAUGCAACAACAGCAGAUGCAGCAACAGUCACAGUCCAUGCAGCAGCAGCAGCAGCAGCAGCAGCUUCACCUACAGAACCUACGCAACUCACACAACCAGCACAUGCAGCAGCACUUUGAAUCGCAGCAGCAGCAGCAGCAGCAGAGGCCGAUGGGGCAGCAGGCGAACUCCCAGCAGAUAAAGAACGAGCGGCUGAUGGAUCAGUGUGUCCAGAGCUCCUCUCAACAUCACGCCAAACAGGAAGCGGAGCAGCAGACGGAGCAGCACCGAGCCGGCGGCGGCCUCCCUCAGCUCCAACAGAUCAGCCACAACCUCGCCACAGACCUCUACAACGAUGCCUUGUUCAACUCUCUGCUGGACGACCCCUACCUGAGUCUCCAGCUCACGGGCAAAUCCAACCAGCAGUUCAGCGCCGAUCACCAGGGCGACUGUCUGUCUCUGAACCACAGCGGUCUGAGCUGCGGCGGCUCCGAUAAGAACCAGUUCCCCUCCGACAGCGGGGGCCACCUGGACCUGCAGGACCCCGGGGACCAGCAGGUCCUCAACCACCAGAACCAGAACUACGGCGGCGGGGACGCACGGCACAACGUGCCCAACAUCAUCCUCACGGGGGACUCCCCGCCGGGUCUGUCUAAAGAGAUCGCCAGCGCUCUGUCCCACGUCCCCGGCUUUGAGAUGGACCCUUUCUCCCUGGACGACCCGCUCCGGAUGGACCCGCUGGCUCUGGACAUGCUGGACGGCGACCUGAUGCUCGCCGACCCGGCUGUGGAGGACUCUUUCCGAUCCGACCGGCUGAAGUGACCACCGCACUCUUUCUCCCCCUCUCACCACCCACCCGCCCGCCCGCCUGCGGAGCUCGGUGGGGAUCAGCCAAUGAGACGGCCGCCCCGGGGGCGGAGACUGGAGAGAGAAGAGCAGGAUCAGCGCCGCUUCGCCGCACACUCACCACUCCCCCCCCCUCCCCGAGCAGACGUCUGCACAGCGAGGUCCGCACGUCACUUGGGAAACCUCCGAGAGCCUUUUUUUUAUUAAAGCAACACUAAAGAACUAUUCCUCUUCCGUCCCCCUACAGGUUGGAAGCGGAAUUGUCCAUUACCGUCAUUCUUAUGUCUCAGUCGAACUACAGAUCUGCUACCUGAUCUGGCAAACUUACACCAAAAUAAUGUACCUUAAAAUAACAUUUCCAAAAUCGUUUCAGUGGUUCAUCAACUCGU